This is a messenger RNA of Boleophthalmus pectinirostris (great blue-spotted mudskipper), 2730 nucleotides long. RefSeq names its product serum response factor. Bases 426 to 2129 code for a protein of 567 amino acids. Gene Ontology annotation, biological process: positive regulation of transcription by RNA polymerase II. Gene Ontology annotation, molecular function: RNA polymerase II cis-regulatory region sequence-specific DNA binding; protein dimerization activity; DNA-binding transcription factor activity, RNA polymerase II-specific. The transcript is spliced from 8 exons. The record is from RefSeq and is a predicted model, not a curated record. Lineage: Eukaryota; Metazoa; Chordata; Actinopteri; Gobiiformes; Gobiidae.
GAUUAAAGUCAUUUUACGCGUGCGGAAACCCUUAAAACAUAAAAAUACGUGAUUAGAAUUGAAUAAUUGGUUUAGUUGGCGUGCUAAUGCUGGUAAAAGUGGUGGUUUUAGAUAGAAACGCGGACUAUGUGACGAAGCGGAUGUGCAUGGAGAGGGUUGUUCGCGUUUUCCUUUUUGAGAAUGCGCUCAGAGUUUUGGCGAUAGAGGAGGAGGGUGAACCAAACCAAGCGGGGUGGAAGGGUCUUGGGGGCAGCAUCACUUUCCAAAGUUUGUCGGUGAUUUCCUGAAGUCUCCAGCCCACCAACCGGCGUGUUUUGUUUACAUUUUGCAGGCCAGGCGUGUAUGCGAUCGAGCCGACAUUUCUGACACUGCGCGCACUAGCUCUCUGGCUGGUGUUCGGACACUCGGUGCGCGCCUCUAGUAGGAUGUUACCGAGUCAAGUUGGGUCGGCACCGGCUGGAAACGGGUCCGCAUCGGGUAGAGGCAUCGCAGGGCACGGGUCUGGGGUUGUCGGGGUUCGUCCUGUUUUGGUCCGAGCAGGGCACGCGUACGAGGGGGAAAGAGACGCAGUAGGAAUGCUAGGGGCUAAUGGUCCGAGAGGCGCUAGACCUCCGGGGAAUGGGACCGGGGUGACACAGCUGCAGUCCGCGGUGCAGGCCAACGUGGUGGGGUUGACUGCCGGAGGAGUGGUCCUGCCCCAAGGAGCUGCGGGCAGGUUUGACCACGAUAGAGACCCCCUUUGCAGCGGAUCGGACAACGACUCGGACUCCGUGGACGAUGAGGACCCAGUGGGUUCACUCGGGGACAGUAGGAGAGGGGUCAAGCGGGAAAGAGACAUGGAAGCGGCCGUGGUGGGGCAAGAGGUCGGUGUCCCCCCUGGAGCUUACGGCAUGGUUACCGGGGGAGUAGCCGGGGCAAAACCGGGGAAAAAGACACGUGGACGGGUAAAGAUUAAGAUGGAGUUUAUUGACAACAAGCUGCGACGGUACACAACUUUCAGCAAGAGGAAGACUGGUAUUAUGAAAAAGGCUUAUGAACUUUCAACCCUGACAGGAACCCAGGUGCUUCUGCUCGUGGCCAGUGAAACGGGCCAUGUGUACACGUUUGCCACUCGUAAACUGCAGCCCAUGAUCACCAGUGAGACGGGGAAGGCCUUGAUCCAAACAUGUCUGAACUCUCCGGACUCCCCCCCACGGUCGGACCCUUCGACUGACCAGAGGAUGAGCGCCACGGGGUUUGAGGAGACAGACCUGACCUACCAAGUGUCUGAGGCCGAGGGCAUGGGGGAAACUAAGGACACUCUAAAGCCCACGUUCACCGUCGCCAACCUGCCCGGGUCGGUCAGCAGCACCCAGGCUACAGUCCCAACCACCUCCACCACGAUGCAGGUGAGCAGCGGGUACCCCAUCACCAACUACCUGGCCCCCGUGUCUGCCAACAGCAACAUUAGUGCCAACGGGACAGUGCUGAAAGCCGCGGGGCCGUCUGCCGGCGUCAUGCAGCUGCCUGGAGGGUUCACCUUCAUGCCCGCGGGCACCCCUCUCCCCCCUGGCACCCCCACCAUCCCCCUCAGUCAGUUGCAGUCUCACUCUCUGGCUCUUCAGGGGCAGCACGGGGCCGCCCCAGCAUCAGCGCAGGGGCAGCAGGCCGUCUUCCGCUUCCCCGCCGCUGUCUCCCUCACAGGAGCAGGAGUGCCACAGCAGCUCCAGGCCAUUCAGGUCCACCCCAACACUCAGCCCAACACUAACAGCGACAGCAGCCCCGAAAUCUCCCACUCCUCCUCCAACUCCACCGCCACAGUGAGUCUCCCGGCCACCAUCGUCACGUCGUCCGUCCCGACCACAGUGGCGGGUCACAUGAUGUACCCGAGCCCACACGCCGUCAUGUACGCCUCCACGCCGGCGCUGGACGGGGGGCUGACCGUGCUCAACGCCUUCUCCCAGGGCACCCCCACAAUGCAGGUCUCCCACCCACAAGCACAGGACACAGGCGGUGUCCCUCAGGUGUUCCUCACGGCUCCUCCGGGCACAGUCCAGAUCCCGGUGUCGGCGGUGCAGCUUCACCCAGUACGGCAAGAUCUGCAUUUUACAAAUGGUGAUUGGUCAGCAGCCGGGCGGCAGCAGCACUAACCUCACAGAGCUACAGGUGGUCAAUCUAGAGGCCGCCCAGAACUCAAAGGGCGACUGACCCCACCCCUCUCUCACGGGACACCCCCUCCCCUCCCCCCUUUUUCACGGGACCCCCCCAAAAAGAGACGACAGGGGGUGGCCACAUGGACUGACAUCUUUAUUUAUUGAUGCCUUCCGAAAGUUUCACAUCACAAUCUUGAAUGUGAUUUUCAUGUAUUCACACAGUCGCGGGCAUGUGUGGUCUUCUACAGUAUGUUUGGUAAAUAUAUAAUACAUAUAUAUAUAGUUUUAUUGCAUAGGAAAUGAUAUCACUACAUCCUUUGUGUUGGAUGGCCUUUUCUAUGCUAGAUAUUUUUGUCAAUGGUGUAAAACCCACUACGUGUGCCAGCCAAAGAGACUUACGAGUUUGAAUGUGGGCCGUCCAGCACAUACAUGAAUACAUAAAGGGUUUGUAAAUGGGGCAAAUUCAAAUGUAAAUAUUUUUCUAACUUGUAUUUUUAGCCUGGUUUAGUUUGUGCGAGGCAUGUAGUUGUUUUUUUACGUAGUUUUUUUUCUUUUUGUAUGUAAGAAAAUGGUUUGCAUAAAGGGUUAUUUUACAGUG